UUGUGUGUUUAUGUUGGGAAAUAUGUGUAUAUGCGGUUAAUAAGUUCAAAGAUUUUAGCUUUUUCGCAUACCCUUUGUUUAGUUUUACAAGAAUCAUCUCAUAGAUUAUGGUGUUAGGGUUUCUUUUGUUCUUGGUAAGUGUUGAAUUUACAGUGUUUGAGUCUGUAACUUGAUGUUAUUUCAUUUGAUUGUUAUGUUAUUCUGGUCUUUCCCUUAUCUUCUUUUGAUUAUGUUGUCUGGUGUUAGGUUUUUGUAAUUUUUAUAUUUAAUAUUUUAUUGUUUGUAUGUGCAUAUGCUCAUUGCUUCAGUUUUGGGUAAAGGUAUUACUUUUAGACUUCUAGAAUAGUGUGAAUAUUAUCUUGAGUAACUUAGAUUUUUAUUAUAUUGUUUUAAUUUAUAUGUUCAUUGUCAUCAUAUCGGUGGUUAUUAAAUCUAAAUUACCUACUUGAUUGGUGUUUUGUUAAAAGAAUUAUGUGGUCCAGCUCUAGUUUAAUCUAUUUGAAUGAUGUCGUUUUUUCUUUUCGGCCUAAUAAAGUGAUAUGGGGUGGGGUAUUAAAGGGUGUUUUAGGUACUAUCUUUGUAUUGCCAAUUAUAUUUUUGUAUUUCAAGUUGUAUGUAUUAGGGAUUGAAUACGUUCCUUUACCUCCCAACAGAUGAGAUUUCUUGGUAAAGAAUGAUAGCAUGACUAAGACUGUAGGCAUUGCUUUGGUUGUAUCGACAUUUAUCCUUUGUUGGAUCAAAUUAUGAUUUGAAAUAUUAUCCUUUUCAUAAAAGGGAGAUAUAUUUUGCUACAUUACCUUCUUCAUCUGGAAGUACAAGUGGGUGUAUAUUUUUUCUUUGAAUGUACACAAGGGUCCACAAUUUGGUGGUUUUCUGUUGCCAUAUUAGAUCAAUGCUUUUGCGGUUCUACUGAGCGUCUGAAUUUCCAAGAGAGUAUGAUGGUGCCUGUGUUCAGAUGAGAAUGUCAUAUAGCCCAGCUGCUCAUUUGUUCCUUUUUCUGGUACAGUGGACAGAUUGUCACCUUGCUGGUGCUCUUGGACUAUUGAGAAUCUUAAUCUACAAGGUCUAUGUAGAUGGCACCACAACCAUGUCAGCCCAUGAAAGAAAAGCAAGUAUUAGAGAGUUCUAUGCUGUUAUCUAUCCCUCUUUAGUGCAACUUGAAAGAGGAGUUACUGAUACAGAAGAUAAAAAGCAAAAAGCAGUAUGCAUGGAAAGGUACAAAAGACGGGAUGACCAGGAGCACAGGUCAGAUAUAGACAUUGAGAGGGAAGAAGAAUGUGGAAUUUGUAUGGAGACAAAUUGCAAGAUCGUCUUGCCCAACUGUUACCAUGCUAUGUGCUUGAAAUGCUACCAUGAAUGGCGCUCAAGAUCACAGUCCUGCCCUUUUUGUCGUGACAGUCUAAAGAGAGUAAACUCGGGUGAUCUCUGGGUAUAUAUGGACAGCAGGGACAUAAUAGAUCCGGUAACUCUGACAAGGGAUAAUCUUAGAAGGCUGUUCUUGUAUAUAGAUAAAUUACCGGUGAUUGUUCCUGAUCACCUUUUUGACACUUAUGACUCCCACCUGAGGUAGGCUGUCGAAGGCAUAGAAGACGUCAGCCAUCAUCACCUUCUACUCUCGCAUAUUUCGGAUAAGUACCACCUUAUUUCUCUGGUUUCCGUAUGUUCAACAGGUCGAGUUAGGUAGAUAUGCAUUGUUCUGUUCCUGGUUGUAAUUAGAAAAACCCGGCCCGAGUUAUUUUGUGGCAUGGGGGUUGAAGCUAAGAUAGUUUAACUAUGUCGAAGUUUAAAUUGUAUCUUCCUAUCAUGUAUAUGCUUGUAUAGUUCGAUACAUUUGUCAUGAAGAAUUUCUUCAAAUUCGAUGUUACCUAUGGUUAUUGUGUGAA
Molecule: messenger RNA, 1883 nt
Organism: Daucus carota subsp. sativus
Lineage: Eukaryota; Viridiplantae; Streptophyta; Magnoliopsida; Apiales; Apiaceae
Product: E3 ubiquitin-protein ligase AIRP2
Exons: 5
Coding region: 956-1570 (204 amino acids)
Biological process (GO): protein ubiquitination
Molecular function (GO): ubiquitin protein ligase activity
Source: RefSeq, a predicted model, not a curated record